Messenger RNA from Drosophila busckii, 817 nucleotides. RefSeq names its product glutathione S-transferase D7 (gene GstD11). Gene Ontology annotation, molecular function: glutathione transferase activity. Gene Ontology annotation, biological process: glutathione metabolic process. The record is from RefSeq and is a predicted model, not a curated record. The coding region runs from base 1 to 735 and encodes 244 amino acids. The transcript has 3 exons. NCBI's taxonomy places the organism in Eukaryota, Metazoa, Arthropoda, Insecta, Diptera, Drosophilidae.
AUGCCUGAGACUGAGCAAAUUGUAACUGAAUUUGUCUACUGCCUCAUUAUCAGUGGUGGCAAAAUGUCCACGCCAGUGCUGUACUAUCUGCCACCGAGUCCGCCCUGUCGCAGCAUAUUGCUCCUGGCCAAAAUGCUGGCACUCGACUUUGAGCUAAAGAUCGUCAACAUACUGGAGGGUGAGCAGCUCAAGCCGGACUUUGUGGCCAUGAAUCCGCAGCAUUGUCUACCCACCAUGGAUGAUCAGGGACUGGUCUUGUGGGAAAGUCGCGCUAUACUUUCAUAUCUGGUGGCUGCCUAUGGCAAGACGGAUGAGCUCUACCCCAAGGAUAUACGCGUGCGUGCUUUGAUUGAUCAGCGGCUGCAAUUCGAUCUGGGCACACUCUAUCAACGCCUAACAGAUUACUAUUUCCCCACCAUGUUCAUUGGCGCACCGCUGGAUGAGGGCAAGCGUGCCAAACUCUCCGAGGCCGUUGGCUGGCUAAAUGUUAUUUUGGAAGGUCGUCAAUUCGCUGCCGCUGAGCAUUUCACCAUUGCGGACUUGACCUUGCUGGUGACCAUUUCACAGCUGGAAGCCUUCGACUUUGAGUUAAAGCCCUAUAAACAUGUCAGGCAAUGGCUGGAACGCUGCAAGGAGCACAUGUUGCCCUAUGACUAUGAAGAGCUCAAUGGCAGCAAGGCUGUCAUGCUGGCUGAUAUGUUUAGAGCCAAGAUGAAUCAAGCAACAGAAUCUUGAGAACAUUUAAUACAAGUACGAAUUAUGUAGAAGCUUUAUUUGUUGUUGUUUUAAAGAAAUAUAUAACUUGAGUUGUGUUUUC